Messenger RNA from Chaetomium fimeti, 1875 nucleotides. RefSeq lists its product as uncharacterized. Gene Ontology annotation, cellular component: nucleus. Lineage: Eukaryota; Fungi; Ascomycota; Sordariomycetes; Sordariales; Chaetomiaceae. The record is from RefSeq and is a predicted model, not a curated record. The transcript is spliced from 3 exons. Gene Ontology annotation, biological process: regulation of DNA-templated transcription. Gene Ontology annotation, molecular function: transcription cis-regulatory region binding; DNA-binding transcription factor activity, RNA polymerase II-specific. Bases 1 to 1875 code for a protein of 624 amino acids.
AUGACUGGUGAUACGGCGCGGGAGUCACCAUCUUUCGGCAACCGAUUCUCAGGAUCCUUGGACGAUCCAGAGGUUUUCGAUACCACGUCACCACCAAACCGGCAACCAACCGUCUGUUUCGCUGUUAGCACUGACGCCUGGGCCGUAAGCCCAAACCAGCGGUCGCCCUUGAGCCAGUCUCGAGGGGUGUUUCUUCGGGGCGGGGACCACAUAGACGAGGUUCUUCUAUCCAAAUACCGCGCUGAGUUGAUGCCACAACAUCCGUUCGUUGUCAUUCCCGAACAUGUUUCAGCUACGGUGCUGAACAACCACCGUCCAGUCCUCAUGAUGUGCAUCCGGGUCAUUGCGAGCUUUGACAGCCUACAGACUAUGCAUGCCCGGAUGCAAGGAGUCACGAGGCACAUAGUCGACAAACUGGUUCGUCAGUCCGAACGCACUCUGGACCUGCUCAUGGGCAUUGUCGUGAUCCUUGGCUGGCAUCACUAUCACUGCGCAAAACACAGUCAUAUGAACACCUUGUUGUGUCUGGCUGAGUCGCUUGUUUCCGACCUUGGUCUAAAUAAGAAGCUCUCUGAAAGCGAUGAAGUAGGGGAUGAGUGGGGGAUCGAAGGCCAAAGGCUGUUGCUUGGGGUAUGGUAUUUGCGGUCAUCAGCGGUCAUGCAUCUUCAACAACUUACACCGAUCCCCUUCACUUUGCACCUCCGACAGUGCCUCGCCAAUAUACAAAACGCCAAAGAACACGACUUGGAUGAAGCCCUUGUCUAUUACGUUAAGAUUCAGUACUUGGCUGAACGAGUCACUGCCCUCAAGGACCCUCGGCCGGGAAGGGCUAAUCGUGGAAACGGCGGAGUGGGCCUGGAGGGAUUCGAGCACGAUAAAGGAAUCCAGGAGAGAGAGGCGGUGAUGGCUGGGUGCCAGGCUUACUUGGAUAAGCUAAGAAGAGAGGUGCCCGGUAGCCUCAAGGAUGACGGUACGGUUGCUAUGCAGCUCAACACAAUUGACGUGCGCAUAUUCGAGUCCCGACUCGGAGGGAAUGGAGGGAUACAAACCGAGCAUACCGCACUCGAAAGAUGGUCACAAGCCUGGAUUUCGGGCCUCCCAAUUGGGAGAUACCGCACUUUGCCGUCGCAUGCUGUCUUUCAAUUAUUAUACGCCGUACGAGUCUUGAUUCGGAGCCAAGGAGACGCGCAAAGGUACGUCGGGGGUUCAUCCCUGGCCUCGAAGUUCUCGACGUUCGCAUCGUGCUCGGCUCCGCCGAGCCCAGGUGCAUUCCGAGCAGUCCGCGAGAGCGGACCCAAUCCGUUCGAAGACGAAAUGGCGGUAAUGAAUGGAUUAGUCGCCAUGGACGCCAGCCCUUCCGACAUCGCCAAAUUUUGGGUGGCGUUAGGAGAGGCGAACGAAGACAAGUCCACCCAAGGACCCCAAGUUCCGCGGCACUCUUCGUUGCCGAGUAACUUGUGGGGCCCGGGUGACGAUGGCUUCGACGAGAUGAUAAUUGAUGGAACCCAAGGGACACGGCCUGCCGCCAUCGAUACGUUCAGCACACUGCAGGUACAAGGGGCUCAAAGGAUACAUACCUCCAACAUGUUCAUUCCGUCGUCAAGGGGUGAUUUGGCCCCCUUGGGACAGCGGGAGUACACCAGUGGUGCACUGCUGCCGCCCCUCCCAAUGGCCACCACCCCCGGGACAUCGCACAUGCUACCGACAAACCCUAUCCCGUGGACAGGAGAGGAGACAUGGAAUCACCGCGCCCCAAUAUGGGGGCCUUCUGGUGCUGCUUUGAGCAUCCGAGACGUGAACCAUGCGGACGUAGUUCAGCAACGAUGGAACGAAGACCAAAGCAACCCACCUUACAGCUGGGAAGACCGUAUAUAA